AUGUUUCUCACUGCGGUAAACCUUGCCAAGAGCAAAUCUAAGACUUUGCUGGUUCAGAUGGUGAGUGCAGCUGGCACAGGUUACUGUUUCAACACUAAGAGGGGUCGAUUGAGAGAGAAGCUGGUUUUACGAAAGCAUGACCCAAUAGUAAACAAACAUGUUUUGUUCAUUGAGAAGAGGAAGAUCCGUUCUCUUUAA
This is a messenger RNA of Xyrauchen texanus (razorback sucker), 198 nucleotides long. RefSeq names its product 39S ribosomal protein L33, mitochondrial-like. NCBI's taxonomy places the organism in Eukaryota, Metazoa, Chordata, Actinopteri, Cypriniformes, Catostomidae. Gene Ontology annotation, biological process: translation. The transcript has 4 exons. Gene Ontology annotation, molecular function: structural constituent of ribosome. Gene Ontology annotation, cellular component: ribosome; mitochondrion. The coding region runs from base 1 to 198 and encodes 65 amino acids. The record is from RefSeq and is a predicted model, not a curated record.